AUGGCAGGCGCCAACGCGACGAUCGUAGUCGUCAUCAACGGUACAUCCACGGCGUACUCGUGGACGUCCUUGGCGGCCGCGCUGGAGGCCGACUGCAAGGCCACCGGGGCCUGCCUCGCGAAUCCGAGCCGCGACGUCGACGUGGUCUGGGUGCUCUUUGGCACGCUGCAGAUCCUUCUGCUGCUGAUAGGACUCGCCUUUCGCGCGACGCUUGGCGCCAAGCUCUUGCACGUGGCAAGUCUUGCAACGCUCGUAAGCUUUGUCUAUGGCUUUGCACUCGCGUUCGGCGCUGGCGAUGGCUUCAUUGGCCACAAUGGUUUCGCGCUCUCGUCAACGGCAUUCAACGACGCAUCCGGCUUGCACUUGGCGCAGUGGUUUCAACAGCUCACAGUCUCGCUUGUGCUCACAAUGAUCCUGGCGCUCGGCCUCGAGCGGCUACUGGCACCCUCGUCUCUCGCUGCGUACAUUGCAUUUGUGCUCGGCGUUGUCCAUCCGCCUGUGGCGCACGCCGUGUGGGCUUCCGAUGGCUGGCUCUACGGCAACCACCUCUUUGGCACCGGUGUCGUCGAUCUAAGCGGCAGCGCCGUCUUGCACGUCACAGCCGGCGCGGCGGUCGGUGUCAUCUCGGUGCUGCUUCGUCGGGAUCGGUCGGUCGUGUGGCAUGCACCGGUCGCACCGCAUCGCUCACUCGCGACACUCUUCAUUUGGAUUGGGUGGUACGGCUUGAUAUACAUCUCGACGCCGGCCAUCCACGGCGACUGCGCAACUGUGAGUCUCCGCGGUAUCGAAAACCUCACCGUCGCCGCCGCCACCAGUGGCUUGCUCUCGUCCGCCAUCCACUGGCACUGGCGCCUCCUCGACGAUGACGCCAUGCACAACGGCGUUCUCAGCGGCCUCGUCGCCAUCUCUGCGUCGACGAGCGCCGUGCACCCGCUUGCAGCCGCCCUUAUCGGAGCCGGUGCUGCUGUGCUCUACGCUGUCGGCACGCAUCUGCUCUACAAGUGGGACGUCUUUGGCGCCACGACCGAUGUCGUCGUCGUGCACCUUGGCAACGGACUGUACGGCAUUCUUAUCGCGAGUCUCUGUGUGACAUCGCAUCGACUUGACGCCGCCUUCAAAUGCAGUUGGGCAACGUUGCUAUCGAAAGAGAGCCACCGCAUUGGUUGUGGUCUCUGGGAACCGUGUGAGAAUUCCCUUGGCGCCAAGCUCGUAGCCGCGAAUGUCAUUGGCGGCAGCGUGAUUCUGCUCUGGACGACGGCGCUCUGUACGGCGAUGGCCGCCCCGCUCGUGCAUUUUGGCUACCUCCACGCACCCGCCAAGGACUUCUCAGUCUUUGACGACAUGUUCUCCAUGACGUCGGACAUUGAGGGGUCGACGUACCAUGACCUGGACGACGAGUUUGCAAGUCCCGAGUCGCCAACGAGUCGCGGUCUCCUCUGA
Molecule: messenger RNA, 1440 nt
Organism: Saprolegnia diclina VS20
Lineage: Eukaryota; Oomycota; Saprolegniomycetes; Saprolegniales; Saprolegniaceae
Exons: 1
Coding region: 1-1440 (479 amino acids)
Biological process (GO): ammonium transmembrane transport; ammonium homeostasis
Cellular component (GO): membrane
Molecular function (GO): ammonium channel activity
Source: RefSeq, a predicted model, not a curated record